GUCCUAAUUUCCUGUGUCCAGUCUUGAUUCAAACAAGCUGUGUUUAUUUGUAGCCUUGGUAGCAAAACUAACAAGAGAAGUCAUCCAAUCUAGGUCUAAAAUGUCGGAUUUUGAUGAAUUCGAGAGAUUGUUGACUGAAAAUAAGAAAGAGCGGGACAAGGAGAAUCGGCAUGGGUGGCGUACCCCGUCCCGCAGUCUCAGCCGAGAGAGGAAGAAGAGGUGCCGGGAAAGGAGGAAGAGCAGGGAAAGCCGUGGCGACAGCAAGGAACGUCGUCGACACAGGCGCAGCAUACAGAAUCAAAAACAAUCCCAAGAGACUGUUGUGAGUCGCUCUCCAGCUCUGCACAGAGAGAAGAAGAAGAAAGUGAGGAAGUACUGGGAUGUCCCGGCACCAGGCUUCGAGCAUAUCACCCCCCUGCAGUACAAGGCUAUGCAGGCUGCUGGCCAGAUCCCAGCCACGGCCCUGCUGCCCACCAUGAUAACUCCAGAGGGGCUGCCCCACGCCCCCACCUCUGUACCCGUGGUGGGCAGCCAAAUGACCAGGCAGGCCAGGAGGCUCUACGUAGGCAACAUACCAUUUGGCAUCACAGAGGAAGCAAUGAUGGAUUUCUUCAAUGCCCAGAUGUGCCUUGGCGGACUCACCCAGGCCCCUGGCAACCCUGUUCUAGCUGUACAGAUAAACCAGGACAAGAACUUUGCCUUCCUCGAGUUCCGCUCGGUGGACGAGACGACCCAGGCCAUGGCCUUUGACGGCAUCAUCUUCCAGGGUCAGAGCCUGAAGAUCAGACGGCCUCACGACUACCAGCCCCUGCCCGGCAUGAGUGAGAGCCCCAGUGUCUAUGUACCAGGAGUGGUUUCGACCGUGGUGCCAGACUCAGCCCACAAACUCUUCAUCGGUGGCUUGCCAAAUUACCUUAAUGAUGAUCAGGUAAAAGAGCUAUUGACCUCCUUUGGCCCUCUGAAGGCCUUCAACCUGGUCAAAGACAGCGCCACGGCCCUCUCCAAGGGCUACGCCUUCUGUGAAUAUGUGGACGUCAAUUUGAACGACCAGGCAAUUGCAGGGUUGAAUGGGAUGCAGCUGGGGGACAAGAAGCUCCUGGUGCAGAGAGCCAGUGUUGGGGCCAAGAACGCAGCUCUGACGGGUAUGAACCAGACCCCGGUGACCCUCCAGGUGCCAGGCCUGAUGCCCACCUCCAUGGCUUCGCUGGGUGGCCUACCCACUGAGGUCCUCUGCCUGAUGAACAUGGUGGCUGUGGAGGAGCUGCUGGAUGACGAGGAGUACGAGGAGAUCGUGGAGGAUGUCCGGGAUGAGUGCGGCAAGUACGGCCAGGUGAAGAGCAUUGAAAUCCCCCGGCCAGUGGAUGGCCUGGAGGUCCCAGGCACUGGGAAGAUCUUUGUGGAGUUCAUGACGCUGUUUGACUCCCAGAAGGCCAUGCAGGCGCUAACAGGCAGGAAGUUUGCCAACAGGGUGGUGGUGACCAAGUACUGUGACCCAGACGCUUACCACCGCCGAGACUUCUGGUAGACCUGAGAACCAGACAGAGGGAGAGAAGCAGAGUUUUAUGUAAUGAUAUGAAUAUUUAUGAGCAUCACAACACUCCCAACUUGCAUUUUUUUUUAAAGAGGAGACAAAGUUUGAAUUUAGCUACUAGAGAGGCAGACUGGAAGACUUGUUACAAAGAUUAUUCCUAUAUUGUAUUAUAAGAAUGGGAGGUACAUUUUGUACAGCAAACUGGGUCUGGCCAGUGGAUAAUAUGUAUUUAUAUGGAGUAUUUAUUUAUUAAUUUAUCACUUUGAUAUAAUGAGUAUAAGAGGCCUAUUGAAGUUCAUUUAAGGCCACUUAUCAGCAGAAUUGGUCAAAUUCUGACUUUUCUCCUAUGAAUCAAGUUCAAUCACGAUUUUAACCAUUUUGUUUUAUCCAUACUCGAGCCAGGAAUUUUUUUAUGUUCUAGGCCCCCCCCCCAUUUUCAGAACAUCAACACCACUUAUUGUAAAUUCAGCACUGACUUAAGUCUGAGGGGACCUUCAAGUAUUGUGUCUUUGUGUACAUUUAACUUAGCAUCAACCGCCCUCUUUUGAUAACAAAACGCCUGAAAAUGAUGCAAUGUGACUUUCUCAGUGGGCAACCUCCAUUCCACAGAAAACAAUGAGACCUCCAAAAUGGCAACUGCAUUGAUAUGGAGACCUUACAGGCCAGUAUAUUAACAGGAAGUACCUGCUGACCCAGGCCAGAUCCAGAGCCUGUAAUAGAAGCCUCUCGAUCACGCUGAUGCUAUGACACAGCGGUGAUGAUGAAAUGCAGUUUUAUUAACCCUAUCUCAUAGGGUUGUAUGUGUUAAGUCUUUAACUGUAUUUUAGGCCUUACUGUAUGUCCAAUCAGCUACAUUAGAUUGGAUGCACUGCAUAUAUUAUUCACCCAAUCAGAGGUACUGUAACUGGAUACAUUUGGGUCGUGUUCAUUAGGGCAUACCAUAGCAAAAUGUUUUGCGACUGAAAAAAUAAAUAUGUAUUUCUUAUUGUACAAGUUCAGAUCCCUCCCUGUUUCAGUCAGUUUUCUUCAGUUUGGUGCCUAAUGAACACAACCCUGAACUCUCCCCCUCCACAGCUUCCUCUCUCGUUCUCUCUCUCGCUCUCUCUCCUCAGACAAACUGCUGUACAGCCGAGAGAGAGUUAUCACUGCCCUGCCUCAACCCUUGGUUGGUCUUGUAAAACAACAUUGACACAAUGUUAUUUAUUUCACUGUAAAAUCAUAUCUGCUGUUUUUUUUGUAGUACGUUUUGCCUCGAAGUGAUAUCUUUAGGACCAAAAAACGAUGUGGAUAUGCACGUGUGAGGCUUUCUGGAGGAUGACAUGAAUUCAGGUUCGUGACAGGCAAUAAAAUAGAAAAGUCAAGAUAAUUUGCAGGCGUGGGUGGGCUCUAUUAAAACGAUGUGAAGAGUUCAAUUACAUGGCCCUUUCUUCCACUUAUACUCCUCUUUCUUAUUCAAUUGUUUUCGAUUUUCUCUUUACAACAAAGAUCACACUUGGAAGAACCUGUCUGCUAUUAUUUUCCUUUCUAUUCCCAUCCCCAAGACUUUCCGUUGUUUCGAAUUUCAUAACGCUCUUUUAUUUUGACAGGUUUAUGUUCCAAAUGCUGUAGUUUCCUGAGGAUCUUUUAGAUGAUUUGCAUUACCAAAGCUUCUCCACGUCUGAGAUUGUUUGUUGUUUUCCGAAACAGGUUGAAUGAUUAUGUAAGAGAAUGGCUUUGACUCUGUCCAUAUACUGUCAACAGGUUAGCAGGUGAGAAUUUUUGCACUCCGUCACUUCCCUCUACAUUGUAAGGUUGUUUACAGAAGGUCUUGACUGAUCUCAUUAAAACAUAUUUAAUGUA
This is a messenger RNA of Oncorhynchus nerka (sockeye salmon), 3370 nucleotides long. Its product is annotated as splicing factor U2AF 65 kDa subunit-like. The record is from RefSeq and is a predicted model, not a curated record. Gene Ontology annotation, biological process: mRNA processing. Bases 101 to 1525 code for a protein of 474 amino acids. Lineage: Eukaryota; Metazoa; Chordata; Actinopteri; Salmoniformes; Salmonidae. Gene Ontology annotation, cellular component: nucleus; U2-type prespliceosome; nuclear speck. The transcript has 12 exons. Gene Ontology annotation, molecular function: poly-pyrimidine tract binding; pre-mRNA 3'-splice site binding.